Messenger RNA from Mandrillus leucophaeus (drill), 17611 nucleotides. It is a transcript of the gene MACF1, whose product is annotated as microtubule-actin crosslinking factor 1. The transcript is spliced from 94 exons. Gene Ontology annotation, cellular component: intermediate filament; cytoplasm; membrane. Gene Ontology annotation, biological process: regulation of microtubule-based process; regulation of focal adhesion assembly; wound healing. The coding region runs from base 102 to 16394 and encodes 5430 amino acids. The record is from RefSeq and is a predicted model, not a curated record. Lineage: Eukaryota; Metazoa; Chordata; Mammalia; Primates; Cercopithecidae. Gene Ontology annotation, molecular function: microtubule binding; structural molecule activity; cadherin binding.
AAACUGAGUCUCAGAGAGGUGAAGUGACUUGCCCAAGAUCACAGCAAUUAUCACUUCUCCCUGGGCUCCCAGGCCCUCCUGCGGCAGCCCCCACCUGGGCCAUGUCUUCCUCAGAUGAAGAGACGCUCAGUGAGCGGUCAUGUCGGAGCGAGCGGUCUUGUCGGAGUGAGCGAUCUUACAGGAGCGAGCGGUCAGGGAGCCUGUCUCCCUGUCCCCCAGGGGACACCUUGCCCUGGAACCUGCCACUGCAUGAGCAGAAAAAGCGGAAAAGCCAGGAUUCGGUGCUGGACCCUGCAGAGCGUGCUGUGGUUAGAGUCGCUGAUGAACGGGACCGGGUUCAGAAGAAAACGUUCACCAAGUGGGUCAACAAGCACUUAAUGAAGGUCCGCAAGCACAUCAAUGAUCUUUAUGAAGAUCUGCGGGAUGGCCAUAACCUGAUCUCUCUGUUGGAGGUCCUCUCAGGCAUCAAACUGCCCCGGGAGAAGGGCAGGAUGCGUUUUCAUAGGCUGCAGAAUGUGCAGAUUGCCCUGGACUUCCUAAAGCAGCGACAGGUGAAACUAGUGAAUAUUCGCAAUGAUGACAUCACAGAUGGCAACCCCAAGUUGACCCUAGGUCUGAUCUGGACCAUUAUUUUGCAUUUCCAGAUCUCUGACAUCUACAUUAGUGGAGAAUCAGGGGAUAUGUCAGCUAAGGAGAAACUACUCCUGUGGACCCAGAAGGUGACAGCUGGUUACACAGGAAUCAAAUGCACCAACUUUUCCUCCUGCUGGAGUGAUGGGAAGAUGUUCAAUGCACUCAUUCACCGAUACCGACCCGAUCUGGUAGACAUGGAGAGGGUACAAAUCCAAAGUAACCGAGAGAAUCUGGAACAGGCUUUUGAAGUGGCAGAAAGACUAGGGGUCACUCGUCUGCUGGAUGCAGAAGAUGUGGAUGUGCCAUCUCCAGAUGAAAAGUCUGUAAUCACUUAUGUGUCUUCAAUUUAUGAUGCCUUCCCUAAAGUCCCCGAGGGUGGAGAAGGGAUCAGUGCUACGGAAGUGGACUCCAGGUGGCAAGAAUACCAAAGCCGAGUGGACUCCCUCAUUCCCUGGAUCAAACAGCAUACAAUACUGAUGUCAGAUAAAACUUUUCCCCAAAACCCUGUUGAACUAAAGGCACUUUAUAACCAAUAUAUACACUUCAAAGAAACAGAAAUUCUGGCGAAGGAGAGAGAAAAAGGAAGAAUUGAGGAAUUAUAUAAAUUACUAGAGGUGUGGAUUGAAUUUGGCCGAAUUAAACUGCCUCAAGGUUAUCACCCUAAUGAUGUGGAAGAAGAGUGGGGAAAGCUCAUCAUAGAGAUGCUGGAGCGAGAGAAAUCACUUCGGCCGGCUGUGGAGAGGCUGGAAUUGCUGCUACAGAUUGCAAACAAAAUUCAGAAUGGUGCUUUGAACUGUGAAGAAAAACUGACACUAGCUAAGAAUACCUUGCAGGCUGAUGCUGCUCAUCUGGAAUCAGGACAACCGGUACAAUGUGAGUCAGAUGUCAUUAUGUACAUUCAGGAGUGUGAAGGUCUCAUCAGGCAGCUGCAGGUGGAUCUCCAGAUCCUGCGGGAUGAGAAUUACUACCAGCUAGAAGAGCUGGCUUUUAGGGUCAUGCGUCUGCAGGAUGAGCUGGUCACCUUGCGCCUAGAGUGUACAAACCUGUACCGGAAGGGCCAUUUCACUUCACUUGAAUUGGUUCCACCCUCUACUUUAACCACUACUCAUCUGAAAGCAGAACCCUUAACCAAGGCACCCUAUUCUUCUUCUACCUCCUGGUUCCGAAAGCCUAUGACUCGGGCUGAACUUGUGGCUAUCAGCUCCUCUGAAGAUGAAGGCAAUCUCCGAUUUGUGUAUGAACUACUGUCUUGGGUAGAAGAGAUGCAGAUGAAACUGGAACGAGCAGAGUGGGGCAAUGACCUGCCUAGUGUGGAGUUGCAGUUAGAAACGCAGCAGCACAUCCAUACCAGUGUAGAAGAGCUGGGCUCAAGUGUCAAGGAGGCCAGGUUGUAUGAGGGAAAGAUGUCCCAGAAUUUCCGUACCAGCUAUGCUGAAACUCUUGGAAAGCUGGAGACACAGUAUUGUAAAUUGAAGGAAACUUCUAGCUUCCGGAUGAGGCACCUUCAGAGCCUACAUAAAUUUGUUUCCAGAGCUACAGCUGAGUUGAUCUGGUUGAAUGAGAAGGAGGAGGAGGAACUAGCAUAUGACUGGAGUGACAACAAUUCCAAUAUCUCAGCCAAGAGAAAUUACUUCUCUGAGUUGACAAUGGAACUGGAGGAGAAACAGGAUGUGUUUCGUUCUCUACAAGAUACAGCAGAACUACUUUCACUUGAGAACCACCCAGCCAAGCAGACAGUGGAGGCUUAUAGUGCUGCUGUCCAGUCCCAGUUGCAGUGGAUGAAGCAGCUGUGCUUGUGUGUUGAGCAGCAUGUGAAAGAGAAUACUGCUUAUUUUCAGUUCUUCAGUGAUGCACGAGAGCUGGAGUCAUUCUUGAGGAACCUCCAAGAUUCCAUUAAACGAAAAUAUUCCUGUGACCACAACACCAGCUUAUCCCGCCUUGAAGACCUGCUCCAGGACUCCAUGGAUGAAAAGGAGCAGCUUAUACAGUCCAAGAGUUCCGUUGCCAGUCUUGUCGGGAGAUCAAAAACCAUUGUUCAGCUAAAACCACGCAGUCCAGACCAUUUGUUAAAGAGCACCAUUUCUGUUAAGGCCAUCUGUGACUAUCGGCAGAUCGAGAUUACUAUUUGCAAAAAUGAUGAAUGUGUGCUAGAAGAUAAUUCUCAGCGGACCAAAUGGAAAGUGAUCAGCCCCACAGGGAAUGAGGCAAUGGUGCCAUCAGUCUGCUUCCUCAUUCCCCCACCCAAUAAGGAUGCCAUUGAGAUGGCCAGCAGGGUCGAACAAUCUUAUCAGAAGGUGAUGGCCCUUUGGCACCAGCUACAUGUUAACACCAAAAGCCUUAUAUCUUGGAACUAUCUGCGUAAAGACCUUGACCUUAUACAGACCUGGAACCUAGAAAAGCUUCGAUCCUCAGCACCAGGGGAGUGUCAUCAGAUUAUGAAGAAUCUUCAGGCCCACUAUGAAGACUUUCUGCAGGAUAGUCGUGACUCUGUGCUGUUCUCAGUGGCUGAUCGCUUGCGCUUGGAAGAGGAAGUGGAAGCUUGUAAAGCCCACUUCCAGCACCUGAUGAAGUCCAUGGAGAAUGAGGACAAAGAGGAGACUGUGGCCAAGAUGUACAUUUCAGAGUUGAAGAACAUCCGGCUACGCCUGGAGGAGUAUGAACAGAGGGUGGUCAAACGAAUUCAGUCUCUAGCCGGCUCUAGGACUGACAGAGAUGCCCGGCAGGACAGUGCAUUAAGGAUUGCAGAGCAAGAACACACCCAGGAGGAUUUACAGCAACUGAGGUCAGACUUGGAUGCAGUUUCUAUGAAAUGUGACAGCUUUCUCCAUCAGUCUCCAUCUAGUUCAAGUGUCCCAACUCUGCGCUCAGAACUGAAUCUUCUGGUGGAGAAGAUGGACCAUGUCUAUGGUCUCUCUACUGUAUAUCUGAAUAAGUUAAAGACAGUUGAUGUUAUAGUACGUAGCAUACAGGAUGCCGAACUCUUGGUCAAAGGUUAUGAGAUUAAGCUGAGUCAAGAAGAAGCAGUACUGGCAGAUCUCUCAGCUCUGGAGGCCCAUCGGUCGACAUUACGGCACUGGUUUAGUGAUGUGAAGGACAAGAAUUCAGUGUUUUCAGUCCUGGAUGAGGAAAUUGACAAGGCCAAGGCAGUGGCAGAGCAGAUGAGUCGUCUGACGCCAGAGCGAAACCUGGAUUUGGAGCGCUAUCAGGAAAAAGGCUCCCAGCUGCAGGAGCGUUGGCACCGAGUCAUUGCCCAACUCGAGAUUCGCCAAUCUGAACUAGAAAGUAUCCAGGAAGUUCUGGGAGAUUACCGAGCCUGCCAUGGAACUCUCAUCAAGUGGAUUGAGGAAACCACUGCCCAGCAGGAAAUGAUGAAGCCAGGCCAGGCAGAGGAUAGCAGAGUGCUUUCGGAGCAGCUCAGCCAGCAGACAGCUUUAUUUGCAGAAAUUGAGAGAAAUCAGACAAAACUGGAUCAAUGUCAAAAAUUUUCCCAGCAGUACUCUACUAUUGUAAAGGACUAUGAAUUGCAACUGAUGACAUACAAGGCCUUUGUGGAAUCGCAGCAGAAAUCCCCUGGCAAGCGCCGUCGCAUGCUUUCCUCUUCAGAUGCCAUCACUCAAGAGUUCAUGGACUUAAGGACUCGCUACACAGCAUUGGUGACUUUAACAACUCAGCACGUGAAAUACAUCAGUGAUGCACUCCGGCGUCUGGAGGAGGAGGAGAAAGUGGUAGAAGAGGAGAAACAAGAACAUGUGGAGAAGGUUAAAGAACUUUUGGGCUGGGUGUCUACCCUAGCGAGGAAUACACAAGGAAAAGCUACCUCAUCCCAGACCAAAGAAUCAACAGACAUUGAAAAAGCUAUUUUGGAACAGCAGGUUCUGGCAGAAGAGCUGACAACAAAGAAAGAACAAGUCUCUGAAGCUAUUAAAACAUCACAGAUCUUCUUGGCCAAGCAUGGUCAUAAGCUCUCAGAAAAAGAGAAGAAACAAAUAUCUGAGCAAUUGAAUGCCCUAAACCAGGCUUACCAUGACCUUUGUGAUGGUUCUGCAAAUCAGCUUCAGCAGCUUCAGAGCCAGUUGGCUCACCAGACAGAACAAAAGACCCUGCAGAAACAACAAAAUACUUGUCACCAGCAACUGGAGGAUCUUUGCAGUUGGGUAGGACAGGCAGAAAGAGCACUGGCAGGCCACCAAGGCAGAACCACCCGGCAGGAUCUCUCUGCUUUGCAGAAGAACCAGAGUGACUUGAAGGAUUUACAGGAUGACAUUCAGAAUCAUGCCACCUCAUUUGCCGCUGUUGUCAAGGAUAUUGAGGGGUUCAUGGAAGAGAAUCAGACCAAGCUGAGCCCACAUGAGUUGACAGCUCUUCGGGAAAAGCUUCAUCAGGCUAAGGAGCAAUAUGAGGCGCUCCGGGAACAGACACGGGUGGCCCAGAAGGAGCUGGAGGAAGCAGUGACCUCUGCCUUACAGCAGGAGACUGAAAAGAGUAAAGCAGCAAAGGAACUGGCAGAGAACAAGAAGAAAAUCGAUGCUCUCCUGGAUUGGGUAACUUCAGUAGGAUCAUCUGGUGGACAGCUGCUGACCAACCUUCCAGGAAUGGAGCAGCUCUCGAGAGCUAGUUUGGAGAAAGGAACCUUGGACACCACUGAUGGUUACAUGGGGGUGAAUCAAGCCCCAGAGAAACUGGACAAGCACUGUGAGAAGAUGAAGGCCCGUCACCAAGAAUUGCUGUCCCAGCAGCAACAUUUCAUUCUGGCCACCCAGUCAGCUCAGGCCUUCCUGGAUCAGCAUGGCCACAAUCUCACACCUGAGGAACAACAGAUGCUGCAAGAAAAGCUGGGAGAGCUAAAGGAGCAAUAUUCUACUUCCCUGGCCCAAUCAGAGGCAGAACUGAAGCAGGUGCAGACACUUCAGGAUGAGUUGCAGAAAUUUCUACAGGAUCAUAGAGAGUUUGAAAGCUGGUUGGAACGAUCUGAGAAAGAGCUGGAGAACAUGCAUAAAGGAGGCAGCAGCCCCGAGGCCCUUCCCUCCCUGCUGAAGCGGCAAGGAAGCUUCUCAGAGGAUGUCAUUUCCCACAAAGGAGACUUGAGAUUUGUGACUAUCUCAGGACAGAAAGUCUUGGACACGGAAAACAGUUUUAAGGAAGGCAAAGAACCAUCAGAAAUUGGAAACUUAGUAAAGGACAAGUUGAAGGAUGCAACAGAAAGGUACACUGCUCUCCACUCAGAGUGUACACGAUUAGGAUCUCACCUGAAUAUGCUGUUAGGCCAGUAUCAUCAAUUCCAAAACAGUGCUGACAGCCUGCAGGCCUGGAUGCAGACUUGUGAGGCCAAUGUGGGGAAGCUCCUCUCAGAUACAGUUGCCUCCGACCCUGGAGUUCUCCAGCAGCAGCUUGCAACAACAAAGCAGUUGCAGGAGGAAUUGGCUGAGCACCAAGUACCUGUGGAAAAACUCCAAAAAGUAGCUCGUGACAUAAUGGAAAUUGAAGGGGAGCCAGCCCCAGACCACAAGCAUGUUCAAGAAACUACAGAUUCCAUACUCAGCCACUUCCAAAGCCUCUCCUAUAGCCUGGCUGAGCGAUCUUCUCUGCUGCAGAAAGCAAUUGCCCAAUCUCAGAGUGUCCAGGAAAGCCUGGAGAGCCUGUCACAGUCUAUUGGGGAAGUUGAACAAAACCUGGAAGGGAAGCAGGUGGCAUCACUCUCAUCAGGAGUCAUCCAGGAAGCCUUAGCCACAAAUAUGAAAUUGAAGCAGGACAUUGCUCGGCAAAAGAGCAGCUUGGAGGCCACCCGUGAGAUGGUGACCCGAUUCAUGGAGACAGCAGACAGUACCACAGCAGCAGUGCUGCAGGGCAAACUGGCAGAGGUGAGCCAGCGGUUCGAACAGCUCUGUUUACAGCAGCAAGAAAAGGAGAGCUCCCUAAAGAAGCUUCUGCCCCAGGCAGAGAUGUUUGAACAUCUCUCUGGUAAGCUGCAGCAAUUCAUGGAAAACAAAAGUCGGAUGCUGGCCUCUGGAAAUCAGCCAGAUCAAGAUAUUACACGUUUCUUCCAACAGAUCCAGGAACUCAAUUUGGAAAUGGAAGACCAACAGGAGAACCUAGAUACUCUUGAGCACCUGGUCACUGAACUGAGCUCUUGUGGCUUUGCACUGGACCUGUCCCAGCAUCAGGACAGGGUACAGAACCUCAGAAAAGACUUCACAGAGCUACAGAAGACAGUUAAAGAGAGAGAGAAAGAUGCAUCAUCUUGCCAGGAACAGUUGGAUGAAUUCCGGAAACUGGUCAGGACCUUCCAGAAAUGGCUGAAAGAAACUGAAGGGAGUAUUCCACCUACAGAAACUUCUAUGAGUGCUAAAGAGUUAGAAAAGCAGAUUGAACACCUGAAGAGUCUACUAGAUGACUGGGCAAGUAAGGGAACUCUGGUGGAAGAAAUCAAUUGCAAAGGUACUCCUUUAGAAAAUCUCAUCAUGGAAAUCACAGCACCUGAUUCCCAAGGCAAGUCAGGUUCCAUACUGCCCUCUGUAGGAAGCUCUGUAGGCAGUGUAAACGGAUACCACACCUGCAAAGAUCUGACGGAGAUCCAGUGUGACAUGUCAGAUGUAAACUUGAAGUAUGAGAAACUGGGUGGAAUACUUCAUGAACGCCAGGAAAGCCUUCAGGCUAUCCUCAACAGAAUGGAGGAGGUUCAGAAGGAGGCAAACUCUGUGCUGCAGUGGCUAGAAUCAAAAGAGGAAGUCCUGAAAUCCAUGGAUGCCAUGUCAUCUCCAACCAAGACAGAAACAGUGAAAGCCCAAGCUGAAUCUAACAAGGCCUUCCUGGCUGAAUUGGAACAGAAUUCUCCAAAAAUUCAAAAAGUAAAGGAAGCCCUGGCCGGAUUACUGGUGACAUAUCCCAACUCACAGGAAGCUGAAAAUUGGAAGAAAAUUGAAGAAGAACUCAAUUCCCGAUGGGAAAGGGCCACUGAGGUAACUGUGGCUCGGCAAAGGCAGCUAGAGGAAUCUGCAGGUCAUCUGGCCAGCUUCCAGGCUGCAGAAUCCCAGCUCCGGCCGUGGAUGAUGGAGAAAGAACUGAUGAUGGGAGUGCUGGGGCCCCUGUCUAUUGACCCCAACAUGUUGAAUGCACAAAAGCAACAGGUCCAGUUUAUGUUAAAGGAAUUUGAAGCACGCAGGCAACAGCAUGAACAACUGAAUGAGGCAGCUCAGGGCAUCCUAACAGGCCCUGGAGAUGUCUCUCUAUCCACCAGCCAAGUACAGAAAGAACUCCAGAGCAUCAAUCAGAAAUGGGUUGAGCUGACUGACAAACUCAACUCCCGUUCCACCCAAAUUGACCAAGCUAUUGUUAAGAGCACCCAGUACCAGGAACUGCUCCAGGACUUAUCAGAGAAAGUGAGGGCAGUUGGACAACGGCUGAGUGGCCAGUCAGCUAUCAGCACCCAACCAGAGGCUGUAAAGCAGCAAUUGGAAGAGACCAGUGAAAUUCGAUCUGACUUGGAGCAGUUAGACCACGAGGUUAAGGAGGCUCAGACACUGUGCGAUGAACUCUCAGUGCUCAUUGGUGAGCAAUACCUCAAGGAUGAACUGAAGAAGCGUUUGGAGACAGUUGCCCUGCCUCUCCAAGGUUUAGAAGACCUUGCAGCCGAUCGCAUGAACAGACUCCAGGCAGCUCUUGCCAGCACCCAGCAGUUCCAGCAAAUGUUUGAUGAGCUGAGGACCUGGUUGGAUGAUAAACAAAGCCAGCAAGCAAAAAACUGCCCCAUUUCUGCAAAAUUGGAGCGGUUACAUUCUCAGCUACAGGAGAAUGAAGAGUUUCAGAAAAGUCUUAAUCAACACAGUGGCUCCUAUGAGGUGAUUGUGGCUGAAGGGGAAUCUCUACUUCUUUCUGUACCUCCUGGAGAAGAGAAAAGGACUCUACAAAACCAGUUGGUUGAGCUCAAAAACCAUUGGGAAGAGCUUAGUAAAAAAACUGCAGACAGACAAUCCAGGCUCAAGGAUUGUAUGCAGAAAGCUCAGAAAUAUCAGUGGCAUGUGGAAGACCUUGUGCCAUGGAUAGAAGAUUGUAAAGCUAAGAUGUCUGAGUUGCGAGUCACUCUGGAUCCAGUGCAGCUAGAGUCCAGUCUCCUGAGAUCAAAGGCUAUGCUGAGUGAGGUGGAGAAGCGCCGCUCCCUGCUGGAAAUAUUGAAUAGUGCUGCUGACAUUCUGAUCAAUUCUUCAGAAGCAGAUGAGGAUGGAAUCCGGGAUGAGAAGGCUGGGAUCAACCAGAACAUGGAUGCUAUCACAGAAGAGCUGCAGGCCAAAACAGGGUCACUCGAAGAAAUGACUCAGAGGCUCAAGGAGUUCCAGGAAAGCUUUAAGAAUAUUGAAAAGAAGGUUGAAGGAGCCAAACACCAACUUGAGAUCUUUGAUGCUCUGGGUUCUCAAGCCUGUAGCAACAAGAACCUGGAGAAGCUAAGAGCUCAACAGGAAGUGCUGCAGGCCCUAGAGCCUCAGGUAGACUAUCUGAGGAACUUUACUCAGGGGCUGGUAGAAGAUGCCCCAGAUGGAUCUGAUGCUUCCCAACUUCUCCAUCAAGCUGAGGUCACCCAGCAAGAGUUCCUCGAAGUUAAGCAAAGAGUGAACAGUGGUUGUGUGAUGAUGGAAAACAAGCUGGAGGGGAUUGGCCAGUUUCACUGCCGGGUACGAGAGAUGUUUUCUCAAUUGGCAGACCUGGAUGAUGAGCUAGAUGGCAUGGGUGCUGUUGGCAGAGACACUGAUAGCCUCCAGUCCCAAAUCGAGGAUGUGCGACUAUUCCUUAACAAAAUUCAGGUCCUCAAAUUAGACAUAGAGGCCUCUGAAGCGGAGUGUCGACAUAUGCUAGAAGAAGAGGGGACUCUGGACUUGUUAGGUCUCAAAAGGGAGCUAGAAGCCCUGAACAAACAGUGUGGCAAACUGACAGAGAGGGGGAAAGCUCGUCAGGAACAGCUGGAACUCACACUAGGCCGUGUAGAGGACUUCUACAGGAAAUUGAAAGGACUCAAUGACGCGACCACAGCAGCAGAGGAGGCAGAGGCCCUCCAGUGGGUAGUGGGGACCGAAGUGGAAAUCAUCAACCAACAAUUAGCAGAUUUUAAAAUGUUUCAGAAAGAACAAGUGGAUCCUCUUCAGAUGAAAUUGCAGCAGGUGAAUGGACUUGGCCAGGGAUUAAUUCAGAGUGCAGGAAAAGACUGUGAUGUGCAGGGUUUAGAACAUGACAUGGAAGAGAUCAAUGCUCGAUGGAAUACAUUGAAUAAAAAGGUCGCACAAAGAAUUGCACAGCUACAGGAGGCCUUGUUGCAUUGUGGGAAGUUUCAAGAUGCCUUGGAGCCAUUGCUCAGCUGGUUGGCAGAUACGGAGGAGCUCAUAGCCAAUCAGAAACCUCCAUCUGCUGAGUAUAAAGUGGUAAAAGCACAGAUCCAAGAACAGAAGUUGCUCCAGCGGCUCCUAGAUGAUCGAAAGGCCACAGUAGACAUGCUUCAAGCAGAAGGAGGCAGAAUAGCCCAGUCAGCAGAGCUGGCUGAUAGAGAGAAAAUCACCGGGCAGCUGAAGAGUCUUGAAAGUAGAUGGACUGAACUACUCAGUAAGGCAGCAGCCAGGCAAAAACAGCUGGAAGACAUCCUGGUUCUGGCCAAACAGUUCCAUGAGACAGCUGAGCCUAUUUCGGACUUCUUAUCUGUCACAGAGAAAAAGCUUGCUAACUCAGAACCUGUUGGCACUCAGACUGCCAAAAUACAGCAGCAGAUCAUUCGGCACAAGGCUCUGGAAGAAGACAUAGAAAACCAUGCAACAGAUGUGCACCAGGCAGUCAAAAUUGGGCAGUCCCUCUCCUCCCUGACAUCUCCUGCAGAACAGGGUGUGCUGUCAGAAAAGAUAGACUCAUUGCAGGCCCGAUACAGUGAAAUUCAAGACCGCUGUUGUCGGAAGGCAGCCCUGCUUGAACAAGCUCUGUCUAAUGCUAGGCUGUUUGGGGAGGAUGAGGUGGAGGUGCUCAACUGGCUGGCUGAGGUUGAGGACAAGCUCAGUUCAGUAUUCGUAAAGGAUUUCAAACAGGAUGUCCUGCACAAACAGCAUGCGGACCACCUGGCUUUAAAUGAAGAAAUUGUUAAUAGAAAGAAGAAUGUAGACCAAGCUAUUAAAAAUGGUCAGGCUCUUCUAAAACAAACCACAGGUGAGGAGGUGUUACUUAUCCAGGAAAAACUAGAUGGAAUAAAGACUCGUUACACAGACAUCACAGUUACUAGCUCCAAGGCCCUCAGAACUUUAGAGCAAGCCCGGCAACUGGCCACCAAGUUCCAGUCUACUUACGAGGAACUGACCGGGUGGCUGAAGGAGGUGGAGGAGGAGCUGGCAGCCAGUGGAGGACAGUCUCCCACAGGGGAGCAGAUACCCCAGUUUCAGCAAAGACAGAAGGAAUUAAAGAAGGAGGUCAUGGAGCACAGGCUGGUGUUGGACACAGUGAAUGAGGUGAGCCGUGCUCUCUUAGAGCUGGUGCCCUGGAGAGCCAGAGAAGGGCUGGAUAAACUUGUGUCCGAUGCUAACGAGCAGUACAAACUAGUCAGUGACACUAUUGGACAAAGGGUGGAUGAAAUUGAUGCUGCUAUUCAGAGAUCACAACAGUAUGAGCAAGCUGCCGAUGCAGAACUAGCUUGGGUUGCUGAAACAAAACGGAAACUGAUGGCUCUGGGUCCAAUUCGCCUGGAACAGGACCAGACCACAGCUCAGCUUCAGGUACAGAAGGCUUUCUCCAUUGACAUUAUUCGACACAAAGAUUCAAUGGAUGAACUCUUCAGUCACCGUAGUGAAAUCUUUGGCACAUGUGGGGAGGAGCAGAAAACUGUAUUACAGGAAAAGACAGAGUCUCUAAUACAGCAAUAUGAAGCCAUUAGCCUACUCAAUUCAGAGCGUUAUGCCCGCCUAGAGCGGGCCCAGGUCUUAGUAAACCAGUUUUGGGAAACUUACGAAGAGCUCAGCCCCUGGAUUGAGGAAACUCGGGCACUAAUAGCACAGUUACCCCCUCCAGCCAUUGAUCAUGAGCAGCUCAGGCAGCAACAAGAGGAAAUGAGGCAAUUAAGGGAAUCUAUUGCUGAACACAAACCUCAUAUUGACAAACUACUAAAGAUAGGCCCACAACUAAAGGAAUUAAACCCCAAGGAAGGGGAAAUGGUGGAAGAAAAAUACCAGAAAGCAGAAAACAUGUAUGCCCAAAUAAAGGAGGAGGUGCGCCAGCGAGCCCUGGCUCUGGAUGAGGCUGUGUCCCAGUCCGCACAGAUUACAGAGUUUCAUGAUAAAAUUGAGCCUAUGUUGGAGACACUGGAGAAUCUUUCCUCUCGCCUACGUAUGCCACCACUGAUCCCUGCUGAAGUAGACAAGAUCAGAGAGUGCAUCAGUGACAAUAAGAGUGCCACCGUGGAGCUAGAAAAACUGCAGCCAUCCUUUGAGGCCUUGAAGCGCCGUGGAGAGGAGCUCAUUGGACGAUCUCAGGGAGCAGACAAGGAUCUGGCUGCAAAAGAAAUCCAGGAUAAAUUGGAUCAAAUGGUAUUCUUCUGGGAGGACAUCAAAGCUCGGGCUGAAGAGCGAGAAAUCAAAUUUCUUGAUGUCCUUGAAUUAGCGGAGAAGUUCUGGUAUGACAUGGCAGCUCUCCUGACCACCAUCAAAGACACCCAGGAUAUUGUCCAUGACUUGGAAAGCCCAGGCAUUGAUCCUUCCAUCAUCAAACAACAGGUUGAAGCUGCUGAGACUAUUAAGGAAGAGACAGAUGGUCUGCAUGAGGAGCUGGAGUUUAUUCGGAUCCUUGGAGCAGAUUUGAUUUUUGCCUGUGGAGAAACUGAGAAGCCUGAAGUGAGGAAGAGCAUUGAUGAGAUGAAUAAUGCUUGGGAGAACUUAAACAAAACAUGGAAAGAGAGGCUAGAAAAACUUGAGGAUGCUAUGCAAGCUGCUGUGCAGUAUCAGGACACUCUUCAGUCUAUGUUUGACUGGCUAGAUAACACUGUGAUUAAACUCUGCACCAUGCCCCCUGUUGGCACGGACCUCAAUACUGUUAAAGAUCAGUUAAAUGAAAUGAAGGAGUUCAAAGUCGAAGUUUACCAGCAGCAAAUUGAGAUGGAGAAGCUUAAUCACCAGGGUGAACUGAUGUUAAAGAAAGCUACUGAUGAGACAGACAGAGACAUUAUACGAGAACCACUGACAGAACUCAAACACCUCUGGGAGAACCUGGGUGAGAAAAUUGCCCACCGACAGCACAAACUAGAAGGUGCUCUGUUGGCCCUUGGUCAGUUCCAACAUGCCUUAGAGGAACUAAUGAGUUGGCUGACUCAUACUGAAGAGUUGUUAGAUGCUCAGAGACCAAUAAGUGGAGACCCAAAAGUCAUUGAAGUUGAGCUCGCAAAACACCAUGUCCUAAAAAAUGAUGUUUUGGCUCAUCAAGCCACAGUGGAAACAGUCAACAAAGCUGGCAAUGAGCUUCUUGAAUCCAGUGCUGGAGAUGAUGCCAGCAGCUUAAGGAGCCGUUUGGAAACCAUGAACCAAUGCUGGGAGUCAGUGUUACAGAAAACAGAGGAGAGGGAGCAGCAGCUUCAGUCAACUCUGCAGCAGGCCCAGGGCUUCCACAGUGAAAUUGAAGAUUUCCUCUUGGAACUUACUAGAAUGGAGAGCCAGCUUUCUGCAUCUAAGCCCACAGGAGGACUUCCUGAAACUGCUAGGGAACAGCUUGAUACACAUAUGGAACUCUAUUCCCAGCUGAAAGCCAGGGAAGAGACUUAUAAUCAACUACUUGACAAGGGCAGACUCAUGCUUCUAAGCCGUGACGACUCUGGGUCUGGCUCCAAGACAGAACAGAGUGUAGCACUUUUGGAGCAGAAGUGGCAUGCGGUCAGCAGUAAGAUGGAAGAAAGAAAGUCAAAGCUGGAAGAGGCCCUCAACUUGGCAACAGAAUUCCAGAAUUCCCUACAAGAAUUUAUCAACUGGCUCACUCUAGCAGAGCAGAGUUUAAACAUCGCUUCUCCACCAAGCCUGAUUCUAAAUACUGUCCUUUCCCAGAUAGAAGAGCACAAGGUUUUUGCUAAUGAAGUAAAUGCUCAUCGAGACCAGAUCAUUGAGCUGGAUCAAACUGGGAAUCAAUUAAAGUUCCUUAGCCAAAAACAGGAUGUUGUUCUGAUCAAGAAUUUGUUGGUUAGCGUGCAGUCUCGAUGGGAGAAGGUUGUCCAGCGAUCUAUUGAAAGAGGGCGAUCGCUAGAUGAUGCCAGGAAGCGGGCAAAACAAUUCCAUGAAGCUUGGAAAAAACUGAUUGACUGGCUAGAAGAUGCCGAGAGUCACCUGGACUCAGAACUAGAGAUAUCCAAUGACCCAGACAAAAUUAAACUUCAGCUUUCUAAGCAUAAGGAGUUUCAGAAAACUCUUGGUGGCAAGCAGCCUGUGUAUGAUACCACAAUUAGAACUGGCAGAGCACUGAAAGAAAAGACUUUGCUUCCCGAAGAUACUCAGAAACUUGACAAUUUCCUAGGAGAAGUCAGAGACAAAUGGGAUACUGUUUGUGGCAAGUCUGUGGAGCGGCAGCACAAGUUGGAGGAAGCCCUGCUCUUUUCGGGUCAGUUCAUGGAUGCUUUGCAGGCCUUGGUUGACUGGUUAUACAAGGUGGAGCCACAGCUGGCUGAGGACCAACCCGUGCACGGGGACCUCGACCUCGUCAUGAACCUCAUGGAUGCACACAAGGUUUUCCAGAAGGAACUGGGAAAGCGAACAGGAACCGUUCAGGUCCUGAAGCGGUCAGGCCGUGAGCUGAUUGAGAAUAGUCGAGAUGACACCACUUGGGUAAAAGGGCAGCUCCAGGAACUGAGCACUCGCUGGGACACUGUCUGUAAACUCUCUGUUUCCAAACAAAGCCGGCUUGAGCAGGCCUUGAAACAGGCGGAAGUGUUUCGGGACACAGUUCACAUGCUGUUGGAGUGGCUUUCUGAAGCAGAGCAAACGCUUCGCUUUCGGGGAGCACUUCCUGAUGACACAGAGGCCCUGCAGUCUCUCAUUGACACCCAUAAGGAAUUCAUGAAGAAAGUAGAAGAAAAGCGAGUGGACGUUAACUCAGCAGUAGCCAUGGGAGAAGUCAUCCUGGCUGUCUGCCACCCCGAUUGCAUCACAACCAUCAAACACUGGAUCACCAUCAUCCGAGCUCGCUUUGAGGAGGUCCUGACAUGGGCUAAGCAGCACCAGCAGCGUCUUGAAACGGCCUUGUCAGAACUGGUGGCUAAUGCUGAGCUCCUGGAAGAACUUCUGGCGUGGAUCCAGUGGGCUGAGACCACCCUCAUUCAGCGGGAUCAGGAGCCAAUCCCGCAGAACAUUGACCGAGUUAAAGCCCUUAUCGCUGAGCAUCAGACGUUUAUGGAGGAGAUGACUCGCAAACAGCCUGAUGUGGACCGGGUCACCAAGACAUACAAAAGGAAAAAUAUAGAGCCUACUCACGCGCCUUUCAUAGAGAAAUCCCGCAGCGGAGGCAGGAAAUCCUUAAGUCAGCCGACCCCUCCUCCCAUGCCAAUCCUUUCACAAUCUGAAGCAAAAAACCCACGGAUCAACCAGCUUUCUGCCCGCUGGCAGCAGGUGUGGCUCUUAGCACUGGAGCGGCAAAGGAAGCUGAACGACGCCUUGGAUCGGCUGGAGGAGUUGAAGGAAUUUGCCAACUUUGACUUUGAUGUCUGGAGGAAAAAGUAUAUGCGUUGGAUGAAUCACAAAAAGUCUCGAGUGAUGGAUUUCUUCCGGCGCAUUGAUAAGGACCAGGAUGGGAAGAUAACACGUCAGGAGUUUAUCGAUGGCAUUUUAGCAUCCAAGUUCCCCACCACCAAGUUAGAAAUGACUGCUGUGGCUGACAUUUUUGACCGAGAUGGGGAUGGUUACAUUGAUUAUUAUGAAUUUGUGGCUGCUCUUCAUCCCAACAAGGAUGCGUAUCGACCAACAACCGAUGCAGAUAAAAUUGAAGAUGAGGUUACAAGACAAGUGGCUCAGUGCAAAUGUGCAAAAAGGUUUCAGGUGGAGCAGAUCGGAGAGAAUAAAUACCGGUUUGGGGAUUCUCAGCAGUUGCGGCUGGUCCGUAUUCUGCGCAGCACCGUGAUGGUCCGCGUUGGUGGAGGAUGGAUGGCCUUGGAUGAAUUUUUAGUGAAAAAUGAUCCCUGCCGAGCACGAGGUAGAACUAACAUUGAACUUAGAGAGAAAUUCAUCCUACCAGAGGGGGCAUCCCAGGGAAUGACCCCCUUCCGCUCACGGGGUCGAAGGUCCAAACCAUCUUCCCGGGCAGCUUCCCCUACUCGUUCCAGCUCCAGUGCUAGUCAGAGUAACCACAGCUGUACAUCCAUGCCAUCUUCUCCAGCCACCCCAGCCAGUGGAACCAAGGUUAUCUCAUCAUCAGGUAGCAAGUUGAAACGACCAACACCAACUUUUCAUUCUAGUCGGACAUCCCUUGCUGGUGAUACCAGCAAUAGUUCUUCCCCGGCCUCCACAGGUGCCAAAACUAACCGGGCAGACCCUAAAAAGUCAGCCAGUCGCCCUGGGAGUCGGGCUGGGAGUCGAGCUGGGAGUCGAGCCAGCAGCCGGCGAGGAAGCGAUGCCUCUGACUUUGACCUCUUAGAGACACAGUCUGCUUGUUCCGACACUUCAGAAAGCAGCGCUGCAGGGGGCCAAGGCAACUCCAGGAGAGGGCUAAACAAACCUUCCAAAAUCCCAACUAUGUCUAAGAAGACCACCACUGCCUCCCCCAGGACUCCAGGUCCCAAGCGAUAACACUGUCCAAGCACCCCCAAGCCACUCUCCACUUUGAAUCCUGCUCCGUACAUUGGGUGUAUAUUUAUUCUGAACGGGAGAAGUUAUAUUGUUAAAAGUGUAAAAGAAUACUUGUGUUAUGAAGCUGCCUUAUUUUUUUUUCUUUUUGUAAGUUACUAUUUUCAUGUGAAUAUUUAUGUAGAUAAAAUUUGCCUCCUGGUAACCCUGUAAUGGAUGGGGCCCAGAAAUGAAAUAUUUGAGAAAAACAAGUGAAAAGGUCAAGAUACAAAUGUGUAUUUAAAAAAAAAAAAAAAAAAAAAAGCCUAUUAAUAGGGUUUCUGCGCGGUGCAGGGUUGUAAACCUGCUUUAUCUUUUAGGAUUAUUCCUAAAUGCAUCUUCUUUAUAAACUUGACUUGCUAUCUCAGCAAGAUAAAUUAUAUUAAAAAAAAAUAAGAAUCCUGCAGUGUUUAAGGAACUCUUUUUUUGUAAAUCAUAGACACCUCAAUUAGCAAGAACUGAGGGGAGGGCACUUAUUACUGCUUUUUCCAUUGUUUAAUGUUUUGUGAUUUUUAGCUAAAGAGAGGGAACCUCAUCUAAGUAACAUUUGCACAUGAUACAGCAAAAGGAGUUCAUUGCAAUACUGUCUUUGGAUAUUGUUUCAGUACUGGGUGUUUAAAGGACAAAUGGCUGCUAGAAUUCAGGGGUAAAUGUACAUGUUCAGAAAACGUCAGAACAUUUGGGGUUUUAAACUUGAUUUGUUGCUCCCUACCAGCCUAGACACCGAUAACUCUUGUGUUCACCAGGACCCAGACCCUUGGCAAGGGAUAGGCUUGUUGGUGACAUUGUGAAUUUCAAAUUUGUUUUAUCCACUCUUUUUGCUAUUUAUUUAAAUGGUCGAUCAACUUCCCACAAACUGAGGAAUGAAUUCCACGAGCCUGUUCUGAAAAUGUGGACGUAAGACAAACACGUGCUCGUCCUUUAAUGGAGUUCACCAGCACACUUGUUAACCAGUCCCGUUUGCUUUCGUCUUUUUUUGUGCGUAAUAAAGUCAACUGACCAAGUGACCACGAAGAGGGGCUGUCUGGGGCUCCUGUUUUUUAGCUGCUGUUCUUCAGCUCCGACCAUGUUGCUGUGUGAUUAUCUCAAUUGGUUUUAAUUGAGGCAGAAACUGAAGCUCUACCAAUGAACUGUUUAAAAACAAGACACACUUUUGUAUUAAAAUUGCUUGCAGUAACAAA